Molecule: messenger RNA, 681 nt
Organism: Diaporthe amygdali
Lineage: Eukaryota; Fungi; Ascomycota; Sordariomycetes; Diaporthales; Diaporthaceae
Exons: 1
Coding region: 1-681 (226 amino acids)
Source: RefSeq, a predicted model, not a curated record
AUGGCUCCAUUGACUUCUUUUCGGGGGAUGAUCUACUCCCUCCCGCCUUUUGAUGGUAAUCCAUUCAUCGACCACGCCAGUAUCACCACUCGAGACCUACACUCAACAGCUCCAUUGCUUCCUAGGACGCCGCCGCAGAUUAUCGCGACGGCGGUGGUAUCGGGACUCAUCCUAAUUACGGCGAUCAUUAUCGUCUUCAUGGUCUAUAAAUGUUGGGCGCGGACCACGACGCGUGAUGAGCCUGUUGUGUCCCAGACCAAUGCGGACCCCGGGAAUGAACACGCCGCCCGCGCUGCGUUGGCGGGCACAUCAAGCUUAGAGUUUGGCUUCGCACCUCGCUCUACCCGGGAAAUCGAGGAACGAGCUUUGAAUUGGGGGCGAAAUCAACCUCGUAGCGAUCGCACGCAGGGGGACAAUGUUGUGGCUCGUCCAGCCGCGGCCGUGACACGCGGUGCGGACAGGCAAGAAUCGCCGACCCCGGCCCCGGCCCCGCCGCCUUGUAAGCACCUUUCAGAUAGUAUUCUCCUCUUCCCCAUUUUUGGCAUCUGCCAUAUCCAGAAGGAUCUUCUCUGUUUACUUUCGAAACCUGGCUACCUGGAGCCUGCCAGGCAGGCUAGACGCGUACUGUGUCCAGCUUCACCCUCUUCCACAGCAUUCCUUCCCCAGCGCUCCGGUAGCUAA